GCUAGCUGAACUGGCUCAAGAGCCGAGGCCAUGGGCACUCUAGGCAAAGCGAGAGAGGCUCCGCGGAAACCUGCCCAUGGCUGCAGACCUGCCCCUAAACCAAGACUAGAAGCGAAGCCAGCCAGCAGCCCCCUCCCUUCCCAGCCCAGCCUGGCCCAGGUCACCCAGUUCCGAAUGAUGGUGUCUCUGGGACAUUUAGCCAAAGGAGCCAGCCUGGAUGAUCUCAUUGACAACUGUAUUCAGUCUUUUGAUACAGAUGGAAACUUGUGCCGAAGCAACCAACUGCUGCAAGUCAUGCUGACCAUGCACCGGAUUAUCAUCUCCUCUGCUGAGCUGCUCCAAAAAGUUAUCACUCUCUAUAAGGAUGCCUUGGCGAAGAAUUCACCAGGGCUUUGCCUGAAGAUCUGCUAUUUUGUAAGGUAUUGGAUAACGGAAUUCUGGACCAUGUUUAAAAUGGAUGCCAACUUGACCAACACAAUGGAGGAGUUUCAGGAGCUGGUGAAAGAUAAUGGUGAGGAGCUGCACUGCCGCCUAAUUGACACAUCUCAAAUCAAUGCUCGAGAUUGGUCCAGGAAACUUACUCAAAGAAUAAAAUCGAAUACCAGCAAGAAACGGAAAGUCUCUCUACUGUUUGACCAUCUGGAACCAGAAGAGUUAUCUGAGCACCUCACCUACCUGGAGUUCAAGUCCUUUCGAAGGAUAGCUUUCUCCGAUUAUCAGAAUUACCUUGUGAACAGCUCUGUAAAAGAGAACCCCACCAUGGAGCGGUCCAUUGCCCUGUGUAACGGCAUUUCCCAGUGGGUGCAACUCAUGGUUCUCAGCCGCCCCACCCCACAGCUCCGAGCUGAAGUCUUUAUCAAGUUCAUCCAGGUGGCUCAGAAGCUCCACCAACUCCAGAACUUCAACACAUUGAUGGCUGUGAUCGGCGGAUUGUGUCACAGCUCAAUCUCCAGGCUGAAGGAGACGAGCUCGCAUGUCCCUCAUGAGAUCAAUAAGGUCCUCAGUGAGAUGACUGAACUGCUAUCCUCCUGCAGAAACUAUGACAACUAUCGGCGGGCCUAUGGGGAGUGCACCCACUUCAAGAUCCCCAUCCUUGGGGUGCACCUCAAGGACCUCAUCUCCCUCUAUGAAGCCAUGCCCGACUACCUGGAGGAUGGGAAGGUGAAUGUCCACAAGCUUCUGGCCCUUUAUAAUCACAUCAACGAACUGGUCCGGCUGCAAGAGGUAGCCCCCCCCUUGGACGCCAACAAGGACUUGGUGCACCUGUUGACGCUAUCCCUGGAUCUGUAUUACACUGAAGAUGAGAUCUAUGAGCUUUCCUAUGCCCGGGAGCCAAGGAAUCACAGAGCCCCGCCACUGACACCUUCAAAGCCACCAGUAGUAGUGGACUGGGCCUCAGGAGUCUCUCCCAAACCGGAUCCAAAGACCAUAAGCAAGCACGUCCAGAGGAUGGUGGAUUCUGUCUUCAAAAACUAUGAUCAUGACCAGGACGGAUACAUCUCUCAAGAAGAGUUUGAAAAGAUUGCUGCAAGUUUUCCAUUUUCCUUCUGUGUGAUGGACAAAGACAGGGAGGGCCUCAUCAGCAGGGACGAGAUCACAGCCUACUUCAUGAGAGCCAGCUCCAUCUACUCCAAGCUGGGCCUAGGUUUUCCUCACAACUUCCAGGAGACCACCUACCUGAAGCCCACCUUCUGUGACAACUGUGCUGGAUUUCUCUGGGGAGUGAUCAAACAAGGAUAUCGAUGUAAAGACUGUGGGAUGAACUGCCACAAACAAUGCAAAGACCUGGUUGUGUUUGAGUGUAAGAAGCGAGCCAAGAACCUAACAGCACCCACAGACAACAGCACCUCUAUGGGUCCAACACCCAGUCUUUGCUCACUGGGAGCCAGAGAGCUGCUCCGUGGACCUGAGGAAGGACCUUUUACAUUUCCCAGUGGGGAGGCUGUGGAACACGGUGAGGAAAGUAAAGAUCGGACCAUCAUGCUGAUGGGGGUGUCCUCACAGAAGAUUUCUGUUCGACUGAAGAGGACUGUCGCCCACAAGGCCACCCAGACCGAGCCACUGCUUUGGAUUGGUAGUGACGGCCCUCCUGGUCCUUAUGUAUGGUCUUCCCCAAGGAAGACAGCCCAGGAUACGCUUCACUUGCUCCCCAGCCCCACAUCUCCAUGCCCCAGCCCGGUGUUGGUCAGAAAGAGGGCUUUUGUCAAGUGGGAGAAUAAGGAUUCUCUCACAAAAUCAAAGGAGGAACUCCGUCAUCUCAAACUCACAGCUUUACAAGAGCGUUUGGAACAGGAAAUAAAUACUUUGAAAGCAGAUAAUGAUGCCCUAAAGAUCCAACUGAAAAACGCACAGAAGAAAAUAGAAUCCCUCCAGCUCCAAAGAAGUAAUCACGUCUUAGCCCAGAUGGAGCAGGGUGACUGUUCUUAAGCCAGAAACUCAAGAAGCAGAAAUCAGUAGAAGAGUAUAUAGAGGAUGUCAUCUCCUAAACUG
This is a messenger RNA of Chrysochloris asiatica (Cape golden mole), 2490 nucleotides long. RefSeq names its product RAS guanyl releasing protein 1 (calcium and DAG-regulated) (gene RASGRP1). Gene Ontology annotation, biological process: Ras protein signal transduction; positive regulation of GTPase activity. The transcript is spliced from 17 exons. Gene Ontology annotation, molecular function: guanyl-nucleotide exchange factor activity; calcium ion binding. Gene Ontology annotation, cellular component: plasma membrane. Bases 31 to 2427 code for a protein of 798 amino acids. Lineage: Eukaryota; Metazoa; Chordata; Mammalia; Afrosoricida; Chrysochloridae. The record is from RefSeq and is a predicted model, not a curated record.